GUUUGUUGUCGGAGUUGUUGUGUGCAUUGUUGCUGUUAUCAUCAUCAUCACUGCUUUUGGUUGUUCAACAUGGAGCCAAACAGGAAGAGAAGCCGUUCUCAAAUGUGGGAACACUUUGAGCUGAUCAGUCCUAAUAAGGUCCAGUGCUUGCAUUGUUCCAUGCAAUUGGUGUAUAAUAACAAUACAUCCUCGAUGCUUAGGCACUACAGUGCUAAGCAUGAAAACAAGCAGGAGAACACUGUUCAUGUGGACCGAAAGCAGGACCUGGAUGAUCCAGGCUUCAAAGAGUUUGUGGGAAAGCUUGACCCCACAUACACUCUGCCUUCCAGACAGGCUCUGAAGAAGAUGGUGGGGGAGAAAUAUGAGGAGGAGAAGGCCAAAGCCAAGGCUCAACUGCAGAGCGUGGAGGCAGUGAGUCUGACCUCUGACAUGUGGACCUCCACGAAUAUGGAUGCAUAUCUGGCAGUAACUUGUCAUUGUGUGCUGACAUUCUAACUUAAUAAAG
Solea senegalensis (Senegalese sole) is the source of this 505-nucleotide messenger RNA. RefSeq names its product E3 SUMO-protein ligase ZBED1-like. The coding region runs from base 70 to 495 and encodes 141 amino acids. Gene Ontology annotation, molecular function: DNA binding. The record is from RefSeq and is a predicted model, not a curated record. Lineage: Eukaryota; Metazoa; Chordata; Actinopteri; Pleuronectiformes; Soleidae. The transcript is spliced from 3 exons.